Messenger RNA from Aspergillus fischeri NRRL 181, 1704 nucleotides. RefSeq names its product chaperonin-containing T-complex subunit CCT8. Gene Ontology annotation, molecular function: ATP binding; ATP hydrolysis activity; ATP-dependent protein folding chaperone. Gene Ontology annotation, biological process: protein folding. The transcript is spliced from 3 exons. Gene Ontology annotation, cellular component: chaperonin-containing T-complex. The record is from RefSeq and is a predicted model, not a curated record. Bases 1 to 1704 code for a protein of 567 amino acids. Lineage: Eukaryota; Fungi; Ascomycota; Eurotiomycetes; Eurotiales; Aspergillaceae.
AUGUCGUUGUCUAUGCCUGGUCCCAGCCAGGCGGGUCUUUUCAAGCCUGGAUACCAGAGUCACGAUGCUGAAGACGGCGCCGUCAUUCGCAAUAUCGAGGCCUGCCAGGCGAUCUCUAAGACCGUCCAGACAUCGCUCGGUCCCUACGGCCGCAAUAAGAUCGUCAUCAACCACCUGCAGAAGAUGGUACUUACGUCGGACGCCGCUACGAUUCUUCGCGAGUUGGAUAUCGUGCACCCGGCUGCCAAGCUGCUUGUCAUGGCGAGUCAGCAGCAGGAUGCGGAGAUGGGUGAUGGUACUAACAUGGUCAUCGUUCUGGCGGGAGAGCUGUUGAAGAAGGCCGAGGAACUGCUACGGCUGGGCUUGAAGACGAGUGAUAUUACUCAGGGAUACGAAAAGGCACAGACUUACGCUCUGAAAGUACUAGAGGACCUCGAAGUCGAUCGCUUGAAGGAACUGCGCUCUCAGGAAGAACUCUGCAAGGCUCUUCGUACGGUCGUCGCCAGCAAGCAGUCCGGAACAGAGGAUCUCUUGUCAUCGUUAGUUGCGGAGGCGGUUCUCGCUGUUCUGCCCAAGAAUCCCGUCAAUUUCAAUGUCGACAAUGUUCGCGUCGUCAAGAUCAUGGGUGGUAGCUUGGAACAAUCCCGUGUGAUCAAGGGUAUGGUCUUCGGGCGGGAGCCUGAGGGUACCAUCAAGAAGGCCCGCAAGGCAAAGGUUGGAGUUUUCAGCUGUCCUAUUGAUAUUUCUCAGACCGAAACCAAGGGCACCGUGCUCUUGAAGAAUGCCCAGGAGAUGCUCAACUUCUCAAAGGGAGAGGAGGAGCGCCUGGAGUCGACCAUCAAGGAGCUUUACGACUCCGGACUCCGUGUUGUCGUUGCUGGCUCCUCCGUCGGUGACUUGGCUCUGCACUAUCUCAACCGAUUCAACAUUCUUGUCAUCAAGAUUCUUUCCAAAUUCGAGCUUCGCCGUCUCUGCCGUGUCGUUGGCGCUACGCCUCUGGCUCGUCUUGGCGCUCCCAUGCCCGACGAGAUGGGCAGCGUUGACGUUGUCGAGACCACUGAGAUUGGUGGUGACCGUGUGACCGUUUUCCGUCAGGAAGAAGCCAACGCUGUAACGCGUACCGCCACCAUUGUUCUGCGUGGAGCGACUCAGAACCACCUAGACGACGUCGAGCGUGCCAUCGACGACGGCGUCAAUGCUGUCAAGGCUAUCACGAAGGACCCUCGACUUGUUCCUGGCGCUGGCGCUACUGAGAUUCAGCUCGUGGAGAAGAUCUCGGCUUUUGCUGACAAGACCCCCGGUUUGCCCCAGUAUGCCAUUCGCAAAUACGCCGAGGCUUUCGAGGUCAUUCCUCGUACUCUCGCGGAGUCCGCUGGCUUAGACGCCACGGAGGUUCUCUCACGUCUCUAUACAGCACACCACCGCACGACCAAGGCCUCCGAGUCGGAGGAGUCUGAAGAGGGCAGCUCUGAGGAGGAAGAGCCCUACUGGACUACAGGUGUUGAUCUGGAGGCUGGUUCUUCGACCGGUACCUUGGAUGCAGUUGAUGAAGGUAUUCUGGACCUCCUGGCAUCAAAGAGCUGGGCCAUCCGUCUGGCCAGUGAGUCCGCUCGGACAGUCCUCAGUGUUGAUCAGAUUAUUGUGGCCCGACAGGCGGGUGGUCCAAAGCCUCCAGGCCCUAACCCCAACUGGGAUGAAGAUUAA